CAUACGGUACAAAUUUCUCACCUCUUCGAUAAAAAAACACCCUUGCUCUCAAGUUUCAGAAUGUAUAUCACAUUUGUCGCAGUUUUACUGACAAUGCAUUGGGGAUUAGGCGAAAAGGUGUCUCCAAAACCAGGCCUGAAAUUAUUCAGAGAGGAUUAUAAAAGCGUUGAAGAAACAUGUCUCGCUGUUGGAUUUGUGAGGAAUAACUGUAGAAAUGAGACAAAGACAAGUAAUAGAAUAGUUGCUUUUGACGUUCGGCUUAAGAGUCAAAAAAGAAAUCUCGCCACCAAAACAAAGGUUAUAUUUGAGACAGUUGAUCUGAACGAAGGUCUUGGAUAUGACGCUUCUACCGGAAUUUUCACUGCCCCCAGUGGCGGGUUGUACGUGUUCGACUGGACAAUUAUGGCAUAUGAGAAUCAAUAUGCCCACACGUCACUCUUUGUUAAUGACCAGGAAAAGUCAUGGAAUCACUGUUAUGGUGGGACUACAAAAGCUUGGCUUCAUUGCACCAAAAUGACGAUAGUGAGACUAAAACAAGGAGAUAAGGCUUGGAUUGGAGUUUUCUCGGGAACAGCUAAUAUUUUUGAGACGUAUACGUCUUUUUCUGGAUAUAAAAGGUAAUCAAGGCACUUAUUCAAGAGUGUUUAGAAGAUAUUAGCUAGGAAUCAGGAAAAUUCUAAUUAAGUAUUGUUUCAAAACACGAACGGUACCUGUUUGGUUGAAAUAUUUGAAUAAACAUCUGAUAAUUU
Molecule: messenger RNA, 749 nt
Organism: Magallana angulata
Lineage: Eukaryota; Metazoa; Mollusca; Bivalvia; Ostreida; Ostreidae
Product: complement C1q tumor necrosis factor-related protein 6-like
Exons: 3
Coding region: 61-621 (186 amino acids)
Molecular function (GO): protein binding
Source: RefSeq, a predicted model, not a curated record